Molecule: messenger RNA, 2180 nt
Organism: Dermacentor andersoni
Lineage: Eukaryota; Metazoa; Arthropoda; Arachnida; Ixodida; Ixodidae
Product: flavin-containing monooxygenase 5-like
Molecular function (GO): flavin adenine dinucleotide binding; N,N-dimethylaniline monooxygenase activity; NADP binding
Source: RefSeq, a predicted model, not a curated record
AAGUGACGUAACAACCCGCUCUGCCUCGUGAAGAAUGUCUCGCAGCGCUUCUAGUCUUCGCGUUGCUCAAACGACAGCGUAGCGCGCGCGAGAUGAGGGUCGCCGUGGUAGGCGCCGGCUGCUGCGGCAUCACGGCCGUCAAGGCAUGUCUCGAAGAAGGGCUGGACGUGGUAUGCUUCGAGAAGGCCUCCGACUGCGGCGGGCUAUGGUGGUACCGGGACGAGACGCCCGAGUCCGGUACCGGUACCGUGAUGCGAUUCACGGUCGCCAACAGUAGCAAGGAGAUGUCGUCGUACAGCGACUUCCCGCCGGACAAGGACGCGCCACUGUUCAUGCCCCACUGGCAGACCCUCGAGUACAUCCGCAGCUAUGCAGAUCACUUCGGAGUGACCCCGAAGAUUCGCUUCAACCACGACGUGCUCAGGCUUGACAGGGACGGCACACUGAGGAUUCGCGACUCGAAGACCGGUCGCGAGUGGGAGGACGUCUUCGACGGCGUCCUGGUAUGCACGGGGCACCACGGGUCGCCUUCGAUUCCGGACAUUCCUGGCCGAGAGCUCUUUCGAGGACGUGUGAUGCACUCGCGCGAGUACAAGUACGCCGACGACUCGUUUAGGGAUAAGACCGUGGUCGUCGUGGGAUUCGCGAACUCUGCUCUGGACGUCGCUGUGAACCUGAGUAGCGUAGCGAGACAGGUGUUCGUGAGCACGAGACGAAUCAACUGGGUCCUGCCAUGCCACUACAAGUCCGUCCCCAUAGACGUGUACGCGUACAACCAAACUCGACUCUGGCUGUUCGGCUUGCUUCCCCUCUCCUGGUAUAGCCGCUUCCUAGCAAGAGUGGUCAACGACGCGUGGGACCACAAGGCCCUCGGCGUCCAACCCAAUCACGACAUGCUGAGCCAGGCCCUGGUCAUCAACCAGUACAUCGACGGCAAAAUCCUGGACGGCACGGUGAAAAUUCGCGGACCGCCGCAAAGAUUCACGGAAAACGGGCUCGUCAUGAACUACGUCGAAGAAGACGUGGAUGCCGUCGUUUUCGCCACGGGCUUUACGACCGGUUUGCCCUUCCAGACUGACGCCCUCUCAAGAGACGGAGAACGACUUCUGCUUUACAAGAUGAUGAUUCCACCGGCGAACCCCAACGUCGCGUUCCUGGGCUUCGUCGACGCCAACGCCAGCCUCCUGCAGGCGUUCGAAAUGCAGGCUCGCUACAUGGCGAGAGUUUUCUCGGGAAAACUGAAGCUGCCUUCCAGGGAGGCCAUGGAAGCCGACGUGGCAGCCACGCAACAGAAGAUCAAGUCAUUCUACGUCCCAACGUCCAGACACUCCUUGAUGAUAGACAAGAUUGCCUACGUCGAAGAACUCGCAAAAAUCAUCGGCGUUAAGCCCAACUACUUCAAGCUGCUCCUCACGGACCCGAAGCUGUACUACGCCCUCGUGACGUCUCCUGUCCUCAACUACCAGUACAGGCUGGAAGGACCGCACUCCUGGAAAGGAGCUCGCGACGCAAUCCUGGGAUUCCAGGACAGGAUGCGAGCUCCGCUGCAGCGCAGAAACGGCGAAAACGGCCGCCCGUCCUCGGCGACGAACUGCGUUACCGUGGGGAGGCUGUCCACAUUACUCGUUGCCGUUGGAGUCUCAGUCUACCUGAUUAGCGGUUCGCUGAAGAGUGCGCAGCAACACGCUUCUCUCGCAUGUGAAAUGGCAGCGAAGCGUUUGCCCCUAUUCGCUGCUACCCCUCUGCUCUACAUAGCAAAUCGGAUGUCACCUACAUAGUAUAAGCAUUUCCUUUUUUUUUUUUUUAAUCUUGUCUUCGGAUGUCACCUACAUAGUGUAAGCGUCUCUUUUUUUUAUCUUGUCUUUCAGAGAACAAGGCGCCGCUCAUCGGUGUUUGUACUUCAGCUGCAAGUUUGUGUCCACCUGCAGGGCAUAUGAAGUGCGUACGGAUUGCAUUCGAUGAACCAAGAAUACCCACUGCAACGUAUGUAACUGCAAGAGUGUAUAGUCUAGAAACUGUACAGCUUUCUUCUAGAUCUCUACCGGCCCCUUCUCGCGCGCGUAUGCUUACGGUAACACUUCGCUAUAACACUCGUAUGGUUGACAGCCUCAAUGAAACAAUGUCCAUUCUUUGUAUAAUUGUCUUCCGAAACCCGAAAAAUAAAUAGAAUGACUGAUUCA